AUGAGAGUAGAGGCUGAAGAAAGUUCCAAGAUUAGCAUGCUAGAGCAAAGGCUAAGGGCUGUGGAAGGAUUUAGCUUCUAUGGGUCAGUAGAUGCCGCUGGGCUCUGCUUAGUUCCUGAUGUGGUUAUCCCCCAUAAGUUCAAGGUACCAAAAUUUGAAAAAUAUGAUGGUACAAAGUGCCCCAAAACCCACAUCACCAUGUAUUGCAGGAAGAUGGCAGCUCAUGCACAGGAUGAGAAACUCUUGAUGCAUGUUUUCCAAGACAGUCUUACUGGCUCUGCGGCCAGAUGGUAUGUUCAGCUGGACAGGACUCGCAUUCGCUCGUGGAGCGAUAUGGCACAUGACUUUAUCAGUCAAUACCGACAUAUCAUCGAUUUGGCUCCAGAUCGUUUGUCUUUACAGAAUCUGGAGAAAAAGACAAACGAAUCUUUUAAAGAGUAUGCCCAGAGGUGGAGAGAUAUUGCUUCUCAGGUACAGCCUCCUCUGACCGAGAAAGAAACUACAGUGCUAUUUGUUAGCACUUUAAAACCUCCCUAUUAUGAAAAGAUGAUAGGGAAUGCAACAAAGAAUUUUGCCGAUAUGGUAAUUUCAGGAGAAAUCAUUGAGAGUGCCAUCAAGAAUGGCAAGGUUGAAGAGCAUGAGCGCCAUGUGAAGAAAAAAGUGGUAGAUAUUAAGACACCUUUCGAUCAAUUGUUUGAUGAGGUCUACGAAGAAAAAGAAAGCUUGAAGAAUGCUGAGGUGUGCAUGAAUGAUAGGCCUGAAAAGCUGUUUCCCAAACCAGUGACAAUUCGGUGUGGAAACAAACCAAAAUCAGUCAUAGACAAGCUCCUCCCUAGGCCGGUAACUUUUAAAGUCCCGACUCCUUUCCCAUACAAAGAUGAUAAAGCUGUACCCUGGAGAUAUGGAUGUGACGCUGUAGUGCAGGGGCAAAAAGAAGAGGUCUCCAAAGCCGAUGCUUCUAACAUUACUGGUGUAGGAGGCAUUACUCGAAGUGGGAGAUGUUACACCCCAGAAAUGCUAGAGAAGGCUAGAAGAGAGAAGGCUAAAGAAGGAGAAAGACGAAAUAAUCCAGAGAUAGAGCCUGAAGAAGAUCAGCCAAAGCCAGUAUCAGAAAGGGAGGUUUGUGAAUUCCUGAAGCUGGUAAAACAUAGUGAAUAUUCAGUUGUGGAACAGUUGAAUAAAAUGCCAGCUCGAAUCUCAUUGUUAUCACUGUUGCUGAACUCAGAGCCACAUCGGAAUGCCUUGCUGAAAGUGUUGAAUCAGGCAUACGUGGCACAUAACGUGUCUGUCGAAUAUGUGAAUCACUUGGCUGGAAACUUAGUCAUGCCAAAUCACAUUUCAUUCAGUGAUGAUGAGAUUUCUUUGGAGGGAAAGAGAAAUGCUAAGGCCUUGCAUAUCACAGUAAAGUGCCAGAGCCAUAUCAUAGCUAAAGUCCUUAUCGAUAAUGGUUCUGCCAUCAAUGUCAUGCCUAUGUCAACUUUGGCAAGGCUACCCAUCGAUUAUUCUCAUAUGCGAGAUAGUCAGAUGAUUGUGAGAGCCUUUGAUGGAACCAAAAAAGAAGCUGGGGAUAUUGAGAUGCCCUUACAAAUUGGGCCGUGCACCUUCAAUAUAAAAUUUCAAGUGAUGGAUAUCUCUCCAUCCUACAGCUGUCUGUUAGGAAGGCCAUGGAUUCACAUGGCAGGAGCUGUACCCUCUACUUUGCAUCAGAAGAUCAAAUUCAAUGUGAAAGGUCAAUUAGUAGUGGUAGUUGGGGAGGAAGACAUGCUAGUGACCCAACCAUUGAACACUCCAUAUGUAGAGGCUGCCGAAGAAGCAUUGGAAUGCUCCUAUCGAUCUUUUGAAUUGGUCAAUACUGUAGGUGAAGGAUUUCAAAGUCAGCCUUUUUCAAAGAUAGUGGUGAGCCAAGUCAUCAACAAAGGCUGGUGUCCAGGACUAGGGCUAGGCAAAAAUUUACAAGGGAAUCAAAGAACCUCCAACAAUAUUGCAAAGGAAAGUGUGGAAGACGAUUUUGCCCAGUUAGCCAUUAAUGUUGUUGAAGAUGAAAUGGGAGCUAAUCAAGAGGAGUGGGAAGAGAAUUUUGAAGAAUAUGUUAUGCCUCCGGACCUAAUGAGGAUGGUUGAACAAGAGAAUAAGCCAAUUGAGCCUCAUCAGGAGGUAGUGGACUUAGUGAAUCUAGGAGAUGAAGAGAAUAAGAAAGAGGUCAGAAUAGGUACUUCACUUACAUCUGAAGAUAGGCGACGGUUGGCAGAUCUACUUCGUGAAUUUGUAGAUAUAUUCGCUUGGUCUUACCAGGAUAUGCCAGGACUGAGCACAGAGAUAGUGGAGCACAGAUUGCCCCUAAAGCCAGAAUGUAAGCCAGUUCAGCAAAAACUGAGACGGAUGAAGCCCGAAAUGCUGCUAAAGAUUAAAGAGGAGGUGAAGAAACAAUUUGAUGCAGGUUUUCUACAAGUGGCCAAGUAUCCAGAAUGGGUAGCCAAUAUAGUCCCAGUUCCUAAGAAAGAUGGAAAAGUACGAAUGUGUGUGGACUAUCGGGACUUGAAUAAGGCUAGCCCAAAGGAUAACUUUCCUUUGCCUCAUAUUGACACACUGGUAGAUAACACAGCUAAGCAUUCAAUUUUCUCCUUUAUGGAUGGUUUCUCAGGGUAUAAUCAGAUAAAGAUGGCUGCAGAUGAUAUGGAAAAGACUACUUUUGUGACCAUGUGGGGAACUUUCUGCUACAAAGUCAUGCCUUUUGGGUUAAAGAAUGCUGGGGCAACAUAUCAAAGGGCCAUGGUAACACUCUUCCAUGAUAUGAUGCACAAAGAAAUCGAAGUGUAUGUAGAUGAUAUGAUUGCAAAGUCUUGUGGGGAUGAAGAUCAUGUCACCAGCCUCAGAAAGUUAUUUGAGAGGUUGAGAAAAUUUCAGCUAAAAUUAAACCCAGCCAAGUGCACCUUUGGGGUAAAGUCAGGGAAGUUGCUAGGCUUCGUGGUCAAUGAAAGAGGAAUUGAAGUCGAUCCCGACAAGAUACGAGCCAUCCAAAAUUUGUCACCUCCUAGCACACUAAAAGAAGUUCGAGGUUUUUUGGGUAGAUUGAACUACAUUUCUCGGUUCAUCUCUCAGCUUACUUACAAAUGUGAUCCCAUCUUUAAGCUUCUCCGUAAGAAUAAUCCUGGAAAGUGGAAUGAAGAAUGUCAAAAGGCGUUCGAUAAAAUCAAGCAAUAUUUAUCGAACCCUCCAGUAUUGGUGCCACCUGUUUCAGGAAAACCUUUAAUUUUGUACCUAACUGUAUGUGAAAGUUCAAUGGGAUGUGUGCUGGGGCAGCAAGACGAAGCUAGCCGAAAGGAGAGAGCUAUUUACUACCUGAGUAAAAAGUUCACAGAAUAUGAAUCCAAGUAUUCUUCACUGGAGAAAAUGUGUUGUGCAUUAGCGUGGACUGCCAAAAGACUCAGACAGUAUAUGCUUUAUCACACUACGUGGCUCAUAGCAAAACUGGAUCCCAUUAAGUAUAUCUUCGAGAAGCCUUCUUUGUCUGGAAGAAUUGCUAGAUGGCAAGUAAUGCUCUCGGAAUAUGAUAUUAUAUAUAUGAGCCAAAAAGCAAUAAAAGGGAGCGCUAUAGCAGAAUUUCUUGCAGAUCGCGCUACUGAAGAGUAUGAGCCGAUGAAGCUAGAAUUUCCUGAUGAAGACUUAAUGACUAUUUCUCAACUGGAGGAAGGGCAUGUAGAAAAAUGUUGGAGAAUGUACUUUGAUGGAGCUGCUAAUGCCUUGGGACAUGGAAUUGGGGCAAUUCUGAUUUCUCCAGAAGAACGAUAUUAUCCUGUAACAGCGAGGUUAAAUUUCAAUUGCACAAAUAACAUCGCUGAGUAUGAGGCAUGUGUUAUGGGUUUGCAAGCUGCUAUAGAAAGAAGAGUAAAAGCACUGAAAGUGUUCGGAGACUCAGCUCUAGUUAUAUACCAGUUGAAACGAGAAUGGGAGACGAGAGAUUCAAAACUCGUUCCGUAUCAUAAGUAUAUUCUAGAGUUGACGAAACAAUUUGAAGAUGUCCAGUUCGAUCACUUACCUCGAGAAGAAAAUGUGAUUGCUGAUGCAUUGGCUACUCUGGCUGCAAUGAUUCGAAUUAAUGAUGACACCGACAUUCAGCCCAUCAAGUUAGAUGUUAAGGAUAUACCAGCGUAUUGUUCUAAUGUAGAGGGGGAAGAAGAUGGAAAACCCUGGUAUUAUGACAUCUUACAAUAUGUCAAGGAUCAGCAGUAUCCAGUUCAUGCAACAGAAAAUGAUAAAAGGGUCAUCCGAAGAUUGGCUAUGAGCUUUUUCCUGGAUGGGGAUAUCCUUUACAAAAGAAGCAAGGAUCAAGUACUAUUGAGGUGUGUAAAUGAGACUGAAGCGAAAAAAAUCAUUGAAGAGGUGCAUGAUGGAAUAUGUGGGGCACAUACUAGUGGACAUAUGAUGGCAAGACAGAUUAUGAGAGCGGGAUAUUACUGGUUGACGAUGGAGAAUGAUUGCAUUGAUUAUGCUCGUAAAUGCCAUAAAUGCCAGAUAUAUGCUGAUAAGAUUCAUGCUCCGCCGUCUGCUUUACAUGUUAUGGCACCACCAUGGCCAUUUUCAAUGUGGGGCAUGGAUGUCAUUGGUCCAAUCACCCCAAAGGCUUCUAACAGGCACAGAUUCAUUUUUGUGAUGAUAGAUUACUUCACAAAAUGGGUAGAAGCAGCUUCAUAUGCAAACGUGACACACUCCGUGGUUUGCAAGUUCAUAAAAAAGGAGAUUAUCUGUAGAUAUGGACUUCCAGAGAAAAUCAUUUCAGACAAUGCCAAGAAUCUAAAUAGCAAGAUGAUGCAAGAAAUAUGUGCUCAAUAUAAGAUCAAGCAUCAUAACUCGGCACCAUACCGUCCAAAAAUGAAUGGGGCAGUUGAGGCAGCCAAUAAGAACAUAAAGAGGAUUUUGGAAAAAAUGACCGAGACUUACAAAGAUUGGCAUGAGAAGUUACCAUUCGCAUUGCAUGCAUACCGAACGUCAGUUCGCACCUCUACUGGGGCAACCCCAUUUUCUUUGGUUUAUGGGAUGGAAGCUGUACUACCAGUGGAAGUAGAGAUCCCCUCUUUGAGAGUUUUAAAAGAAGUUGAGUUAGAAGAAGCCGAAUGGAUUCGUGAACGUUAUGAGCAGUUAAAUUUCAUAGAAGAGAAGAGAUUGACUGCACUGUGCCAUGGUCAGUUAUACCAAAGAAGAAUGAUGAGGGCUCAUGAUAAGAAGACUCGGCCUCGUUGCUUUCGAGAAGGAGAGUUGGUUUUGAAAAGAAUUCUCCCAAUCCAGCACGAUAGUAGAGGAAAAUGGACUCCGAAUUGGGAAGGGCCGUAUGUGGUGAAACGGGCUUUUUCGGGUGGAGCAUUGAUACUGACUGAGAUGGAUGGAAACGAUUUACCCCAUCCUGUAAAUUCUGAUGCUGUGAAGAAAUACUAUGCUUGA
Molecule: messenger RNA, 5436 nt
Organism: Durio zibethinus
Lineage: Eukaryota; Viridiplantae; Streptophyta; Magnoliopsida; Malvales; Malvaceae
Source: RefSeq, a predicted model, not a curated record